This is a messenger RNA of Epinephelus fuscoguttatus (brown-marbled grouper), 4117 nucleotides long. RefSeq names its product galectin-8-like. The record is from RefSeq and is a predicted model, not a curated record. Bases 374 to 1264 code for a protein of 296 amino acids. The transcript is spliced from 8 exons. NCBI's taxonomy places the organism in Eukaryota, Metazoa, Chordata, Actinopteri, Perciformes, Serranidae. Gene Ontology annotation, molecular function: carbohydrate binding.
GAACAGAACCGACUGUGAGAUUAAAUUAAUAUCGUUUCAUCCUUUCAUUUUAACAGAUGUCGCAUUUGUGAACACCAUGUUUGCCUGAGAGGAGGCGGUUAAUUUAAUUAUUCAUUUUGUUUUGCCCUUGCUGGUGAAAUAAAGGUUUAAUAAUCUUAGAGACAACGGGUCUCCGUUGUUGCUCAGCGGACCUGAUCACAUGGUAGGAUUAGCGCAUGCGCGUGGAAUCCGGGGCUGAUGGAGAGAAGAUGCCCACUGCCAUCAUCCCCGUGUAGUGCAGGAGAGCUACAAACCGGUCCUAUUUACCGCAGACACCACAGACUCUGUUGUCUCUCAGCUCAGCUGCAUGUUGUAGUCUGACACAAGAAGCCCGAUGUCUGUGGCAAAUGCGAAACACACUGUCCUGAAUCCGGUGAUCCCAUACACAGGGCCCAUACCUGGAGGCCUGCACCCUGGGGAGAUCAUCAUCAUCCAGGGCACUGUGCCCCCAGAUGCUGACAGGUUUCAGAUCGACCUGUCGAACGGCUGCAGCACCAAGCCGCGCUCUGACGUCGCCCUCCACUUCAGCCCUCGCUUCAAAGGCUCGCCCUGUGUGGUGUGUAACACCCUGCUGCAGGAGAGCUGGGGCAAAGAGGAAACGCUCCAUCAGCUGCCCUACAAACGCGGAGCCCCCUUCGAGACCAUCAUCCUGGUGCACGAAGACGUCUUCAAGGUGGCAGUAAAUGGCACCCACCUGCUGGAAUACAAGCACAAAAUCCCACUGAACAGGGUCGACACGUUUUCUAUUUCUGGGAAAGUCAGGGUGCACGCUAUUGGCUACAUCCCAAACUCAGCAAUAUAUUCAGAAUCAGGUGACUUGAGCCUCCCUUACAAAGGCAGUAUACUCAAAGGACUGAGCCCCGGACAGCACAUCACAAUCAAAGGACAGGUCAGCAUGUAUCCCCACAGCUUUACAGUGAACCUCCGCAACAGCAGGACAGAGAACAUUGCUCUCCAUCUGAACCCUCGCAUGAAGUCUGGUUUGUUCAUCAGGAACUCGUACCUGAGUGAAUCCUGGGGUCAGGAGGAGCGGGAGCUGCCCUUCUUUCCCUUCUCGUCAGGGGAGUACUUUGAGAUUCUCGUCCUGUGUCAGCCUCAUCAGUUCAAGCUGGCAGUGAAUGGCUCACAUCUGUUUGAGUUCAGACAUCGGGUGCAAGACCUGAGCAGCAUUGACCAGUUGGAGAUUAUGGGGGACCUGGAGCUCAAUGACGUGAAACUGUGGUGACCUGGGACUGUCGACUUAAACGGAAACCAGCGUUACAGACACUGUUGUGUUCUGGUUAUCGAUGCUAAAUUAGCUUACCCACACUGACCCAGACAAUGGAUGCUGAAAACGGCAAACUGCGCUGAGGUCAGGUCUGGUUAGUCUUGCAGCAACCACAGGUCACUGAUUUUAAGCUAGUUUAGCAUUUUUGGUGACUAAGGACCAUGGACAGGCCCUGCCAUGGAGUAUUAAUGGUCCAUGUUUCCAGCUCUGGUUAGACAAGUGAUGCAUGAGUGUAGGCUGUGCUGGAGCAUCAGGCUGUGAGCCACCAUGACUGUUUACAGCUACAAGUUAGGUUUGCCUUGGUUCAUUUCUUCUACUGUCUCUAGUGCAUCUCUGCUGUGAUACGCCCUUAGUGCACUGUAUAAAUAAAACAGGAAAUAUGUGUAAAUCUUAAAAAGCACUUGGCUUUGUUUGAACGCCAAGACAGUCAGCAAAUACAAACAGUGGCUCAAACUGAAGGGCUCCAGUAUUUUGGAGCAAGGCCCAAUAAAGACUAAUUUAUUGUACAGCUAAUUUAAAAAGCUUUGAAACAUUUCUCAUCAUUACUAAAUAAUUAAUACUAUUUUUUAAUUAAAACAUUUAAUGUGGGUUCAAAAUUAUUUUCAUUUGCAAUUUUUUAAAAUUAUUUUUCACUUUUUAAUUUAAUUUAAUUUAAUAGGAUAUGCCUACUUUUUAGUUUAUAAAUUCAGUCUGCUAUAAAGUCGUAAUCCUCAGGAUUCUUUAACACAUGACAGCGUCCCAUGUACUUGACAUUUCCAUUAACUUAACAUGUAAUGGUGCAGCAGAACUCAAGCACAGUGCAGUACAGGGUCUGUUUAAAAUAUUAACUAUUUCAAUAACCUAACGAAUGACAUUUUGCAAUCUUUAUGCAAGCUGUAGAAUAUAGUAGAAUCCUGCAUCUGUGACCAUCUCUUGUCUCAAUGCUCUCCCACUCAGUGCUGCAAGAAAAAAAAAUCUGGAAUAUUUCUUUUCCAAUGUCAUUGGUUUUUUUUUUUGCAUUGUCUGUUGUAAUUGUUGUAAAAUAUGUAUGAAAAAUCCUCCCUAUGUAUCAUAAAUGAUUUAAUAACAAAUAAAUGUGUUACUAUUAUCAUUGUGCAUCAACUGCAUUAGUAUAUUUUUGGCCACUAGAGGACAGCGUAACAGGUUGUAAAUAAAACAGUGAGAUAGCCUCACAUUAACGGUUAUAGGCUUAAUGUGUUGGUAAGAAGUGGCUAGUUUACAUAUCCAGCAGACGACAAGCAAUCUUAGCAUUCAUUUGGUGUCAUGUCAGUGUCUAUCUGAUGAAUGUGAGUCUAAUAUUCACUGUCCUAUCUAUUUUGCCCUCCAGCAACUCCAGAGAGAAAACUAUUGGGUCUUUAGCUAAAUGCUAUACUUUCUGCUCCAGCUAACUUUGCUAACUUUGUGGGGGAAAAAACCCCCCAACACAAACAAAAACAAACAAACAAUAAAAAUGUAAUCAGCUGUUAAACAGAAAACUACUGAAGCUGAGAAUGGCAAUGCUAGCAAUUUUUUUUUUUUUUUUUGAAAUGCUGUUAUCUCGAGAAGUUAAUUAUCAAGAAAACUGAGACGAGAAAACAAAAGGUAAUUUCCUGUCAUUACUUAUGUAUAUCAGAUCGGAUCAGAUCAGAUCGCCAUGUCAGCAUGCAUCUUAACAACUGUAGCAACUUAUUUGACAAAACUACAUAUUUCUGCCUAAAGUUACUGUUGAUUUAUGAAUCCUCCCUAACAAGGACGUAGGUUUUGUUUCAACACAUAUAAAACGGAAUGAGUGUCAAACAAAUUUCCUUCAUUGUUGUGAAUUCUACUGCAUCAAUUUACAGUGGUCUUACUUCAUAAAAAUUAAAGUCCUCUGCGCCUGUAGGGAUAUGUCUUCUGCAUCCCCCCUGAAAUCUACGCCUAUGUUCCCAAACAGCCAUUACGGUGAUCUUGAAUACGAAGAUCAGGUGUGAUCAAAUGAAUCACUCAUUUUUGAGUUCUCCAUAAUUAUCCAAUGAUCUCAAGAAAAGUAUUUGUUUCCUUGUGAUAAAUUAUUUUGAGAAAUUGGCCUCUUGAGACUAGCACAAAUUAACACCCUUUACCAUGAGGAACAAAGUUUUCAUGGGAUGCUUAAGUAAUUAACUUGUGGUCUUGAGAUUAUGGCAUUAAAAAAAUAACUGCAAGCAUGGCCAUUCUCGGCUUUCAUAGAAAACAGCUGCCUACUGCAUCUGGAGACACAGCUGAUAAAAAGAGACAGGAUGAACCAACACAGUAAAGUUACAGGCAAGAAAAAUCCAUGAGCUAAAAAUGCUGUGUAGAGCUGAAGGAAACGACAGUCUUACUCGAUCUCUGCAAGUUCUUGUCUAGAACAUCGCUUUAACAUUACAUGUAGUCAUUCUGUUUUUAAUAACGGAAUAUUGGUUAUUGUAACGUUAAUAUUACACUAAUCAGAAUGUAAUGUCUGUACUUAUUUAUGAUGUAUUUAUUUUAGGUAAAAUGUAGUUUAUUGUUAAGGGGGAAAAAAACUAGUCAACUGCAGUACUCCUACUGAACCACAAGGUGGCAGGAGACAAUUAAAUGUUUAUUACCAGCACCUUUACUUCUCAUACAUCUUUACCGACCACUGUCAGUGAACUCUAGAUCUUUUUCCUUUAAGGCACCUACAAAUCAGUUUUAUUAAAUAUUACUGUAAACUAAGUCCUUGUUUUAGUCUGCAUCUCUCACCAAAGGUUGGUGCUUGAGGUCUUACCAGGACUUCUGUAAAGAUGAAUGGGAAACUUAAUGGCCUAGAGUGAGUCUUCAUAAAUGCUGAGCAACAUCCAGACAUGCUUGUUU